Messenger RNA from Gadus macrocephalus (Pacific cod), 6639 nucleotides. Its product is annotated as NEDD4-like E3 ubiquitin-protein ligase WWP1. Bases 216 to 3152 code for a protein of 978 amino acids. The transcript is spliced from 25 exons. Gene Ontology annotation, molecular function: ubiquitin protein ligase activity; protein binding. NCBI's taxonomy places the organism in Eukaryota, Metazoa, Chordata, Actinopteri, Gadiformes, Gadidae. The record is from RefSeq and is a predicted model, not a curated record. Gene Ontology annotation, biological process: ubiquitin-dependent protein catabolic process.
GCGGUACUGGGGCUUUAUGGCCACUGAUCGGAGCACUUCGUCGGGCCCAGAAAGCCAAAACGACUGGCAUUUUACCAGCCAGCAAAAAGGAACCCCGGAGUAACUCGGAGUAACGGGAAGCAGGAGCGACUGACACGCGGAACCAUGGGACACGGAGUGGGCUGAACCAGACAGCCCAGCCACGCACACCAGACUCUCUCACUGAGGUCUGUGACAUGGCCACGGCCUCCAGGGCGGAGUCCAGCCAUAACCAUGGAGAAUCUUCACAGCUUCAUGCCAUCAUUUCUUGUGCCAAGCUCCGGAGGAAGAAGAGCCUGUUCGGGUCCAUCUACGUGGAGGUGACAGCGGACGGGGAGACGCGGCGCACGGCAAAGACCCACAGCUCCUCCAACCCUAAGUGGGACGAGAGACUCACACUGAAUGUAUCGCCCCAAUCAGAGGUGGACUUCAAGGUAUGGAGCCACCAUACAAUUAAGGCAGACUCUCUGCUGGGCAAAGCCACUUUGAACCUGCGGCAAGUCCUGGACCAGCAUGAAAGAAAAUUGGAGAAUGUGAAGGAGGUGCUGAAGCUGAGCGUGGAGCAGAAGGGAGCGGCGGUGUCCACGGGGGAGCUGACGGUGUAUCUGGACGGGCUGACGGUCGCUGACCAGGAGGCGGUGCAGCCCCUGACCAACGGCAACACAACAACCACCAACCCCACCAAAACCCAACAGAACGGAGAUGCCAUUCAUGAAAAUGGAGAAGAUUUGUCUUCCUCUUCAAGGGCAGCCAACAGCACAUCGAAUGGUACGGAAGCGGGACCAGCCAAUGGCUCCAGCCCAGGCUCCUGUUCAGCCCCCAAUGGCGAAGACACCGAUUCGGUGCACGACCCUUCCUCCCUUCACGACCCUUGCCCUGUCGUCAACGGAAACGACACCACAUCCAACCUCACCGCUGCCUGCAAACCCCUAGACAGUGACGCAAGCACCACCACCACCACCAACGGCACUGUGAACGGAGACGGCGUUGACGCAGCCCACCCCUCUUCUACCGCGGCAACAGAGGACGCACCGCCCUCCUCCCAGAGCCAGGAAGACCCUAGCCAGAACCCCGUUCCGCCAGACCCAGACCCGGCCGCCGGCAGCACAACCCCAGGCCCCGCCGCCGCCGCCGCCGCCGCCACCACCACCACCACCACCACCACCACCUCCUCAUCCUCCGUUACUGCAGCGCCUGCUGCUCCCUCCGACUCCAGCACCCCGACCCGUGCGUCAGCUGCUCCUGCCCCGGACCCCGCGGCCGGGACGUCGCCCUGCCCUGCUCCGGGGGAACCGGCACCCCCCCCCGGGGGGGAGGGCGGGGCCGUCGCCGGAGGCACUGAGGACCCACCUGCGGACGGGGCCAAGCCCAGACAGCAGACGACCCCCAGCAGCACGGCGGCCGCCUCCGACGCCCUGCCGCCGGGGUGGGAGCAGAGGAAAGACCCACAUGGCCGGACGUACUACGUAGACCACAACACCAGGACCACCACCUGGGAGAGGCCGCAGCCUCUACCCCCAGGCUGGGAGAGAAGGGUGGACGACCGGGGCCGUAUCUACUACGUGGACCACAACACCCGCACCACCACGUGGCAGCGGCCCACCAUGGAGUCGGUCCGCAACUUUGAGCAGUGGCAGAGCCAGAGGAGCCAGCUUCAGGGAGCCAUGCACCAGUUCAACCAGAGAUACCUCUAUUCCGCCUCCAUGAUGUCAGCGGAGAACGACCCCCUAGGCCCGCUUCCGCCUGGCUGGGCAGAGAGGCGUGUGGACUCCAACGACCGUGUGUACUUCGUCAACCACAGCACUAAGACCACGCAGUGGGAGGACCCCCGGACACAGGGGCUCCAGAACGAGGAGCCGCUCCCAGAGGGCUGGGAGAUCCGCUACACCAGAGAAGGGGUGCGCUACUUUGUGGACCAUAACACCCGGACCACCACCUUCAAUGACCCACGCACCGGAAAAUCCUCUGUCACCAAGGGGCCUCAAAUUGCCUACGAGCGCAGCUUCAGGUGGAAGCUCGCCCACUUUCGCUACCUGUGCCAGUCCAAUGCACUUCCCAGCCAUGUGAAGAUCACUGUGUCGAGACAGACCCUGUUCGAAGACUCUUUCCAGCAAAUUAUGGCCCUUAAACCCUACGACCUGAGAAGGAGGCUCUACGUCAUCUUCAGAGGAGAGGAGGGACUGGACUACGGUGGCCUGGCUCGGGAGUGGUUCUUCCUGCUGUCCCACGAGGUGCUCAACCCCAUGUACUGUCUGUUUGAGUACGCCGGCAAGAGCAACUACUGUCUGCAGAUCAACCCCGCCUCCACCAUCAACCCCGACCACCUCUCCUACUUCUGCUUCAUAGGGCGCUUCAUCGCCAUGGCGCUGUUCCACGGCAAGUUCAUCGACACGGGCUUCUCGCUGCCCUUCUACAAGCGCAUGCUCAACAAGAAGCUGCUCCUGAAGGACCUGGAGUCCAUCGACCCAGAGUUCUACAACUCCCUCAUCUGGAUCCGGGACAACAACAUAGAGGAGUGCGGCCUGGAGAUGUUCUUCUCGGUGGACAUGGAGAUCCUGGGCAAGAUCACCUCCCACGACCUGAAGGCCGACGGCACCAACGUGCAGGUCACAGAGGAGAACAAGGAGGAGUACAUCAGCUUGAUGGCAGAGUGGCGGUUCUCCCGGGGGGUGGAGGGCCAGACCAAGGCCUUCCUGGACGGGUUCAAUGAGGUGGUUCCGCUCCAGUGGCUCCAGUACUUUGACGAGAAGGAGUUAGAGGUGAUGCUGUGUGGCAUGCAGGAGGUGGAUCUGCAGGACUGGCAGAGGAACACUGUGUAUCGCCACUACACUAGAAACAGCAAACAGAUAAUUUGGUUCUGGCAGUUGGUGAAGGAGGUGGACAACGAGGUGCGUCUGAGGCUCAUGCAGUUUGUCACGGGGACCUGCAGGCUGCCGCUGGGGGGCUUCGCCGAGCUCAUGGGGAGUAACGGGCCUCAGAAGUUCUGCAUCGAGAAGGUGGGGAAGGAAACCUGGCUUCCCAGAAGUCACACAUGCUUUAACCGGCUGGACCUCCCCCCCUACAAGAGCUUUGAGCAGCUGAAGGAGAAGCUGCUGUUCGCCAUCGAGGAAACUGAAGGAUUCGGACAGGAGUAGAGAGCCAACAAGAGCAUGGCGGGAGGACGGGGGGAGGCGGGGGGAGGCGGGGGAUGCUUCAUCACUAUCUCCCCCUCCCUCCCUCUCGCGCUGCCUGACCCACCCCCCCCCCUUCCCCCUUCCCCCUUCCCCCCAUGCUGUUUAUACAGCCAAGUAAACAAAAAAAGGAAGAAUUGCACAGAUGAAUACCAAUGUAUAUAAGCUAUUUUGUCAUUUUAAACCAAAUCUUAAUCCACAGAAUCAUUUCUCUGCAGCGAUCCCUUUGUCCCCCCCCUACGCCCUUCAGAGUAUAGCUAACCCGUCAUGAAAUAUGCAAGCAUCUAAGCCCCGCCGUCUUGAGGAGACGAAAUCAUCGUUUUUUUUUAUCGUUAUUAAGGAAACUGAAAGUGUUCUGAAGAGGAUUUUAUAGCUAAAGCAUUUAACUUCUUCUACGGCUCUAGUUCUAUAGAGCUUUUAAAAGGCUGAUUGUAGUUUCAGAGUGCCUGAGAUUUCACCCCCUCAUCCCCUCCUCCCCCCCAUCGGACCCCAUCCCCCCCCAGGUUUGGGGGGGGUGGGGAAGCCCUGUCCGCCUCGUCUUAUCGCCCACUGACUUUACAAGCAAACAAACCACCUGAUGGACACACGCCACUCAUAGCUCACGCCGGUGUGUUCCCACGGUAACACCCGACGACAUCAUGACUGAAUGACUGAAUGAAGAGUAUUGUCCCCCCUUCGUUUCCUUUACCGCAGUACAUCACAGUACGCAAGACAUAGAUCAUACUUCCCUUGACCCACACACACACACACACACACACACACACACACACACACACACACACACACACACACACACACACACACACACACACACACACACACACACACUCUCAGACUCACACUCUUCCCUCUCGCUGUGAUUGGAUGGCCUUGAAACCCAAGCUGGGACAAAGAUCCCCCCCUUGAGAAAAGACAAAAAAUUACUCACCUGUAACCUUGUGAAAAUUGGUGACUCAUCCAAGAUGCAGGGUUUAACACACACACACACACACACACACACAACUUAAACCGUGCCAUGUAUUUAUUUUGCUGCUUGCGACUUGCAGCUGGUUCUUUCUGGGGUGUCUUUGCGUUGCCGGGGGAAACGUAGGCUUUCCAGGGUCGCCGUGGUGACGACAGCAGAGACGUCCCCCACCAUUUAUUAGUUUCUCAUCCAUCACAGUAUAGUGACGAAUAGACCUCAGAGAGUUUAACGUGUUUCACUUUCCUUUGCACACAUGGAGUAGGGAACAAGCUUUGAUCAUGGGUAGAAAUAAAUACCUUACAAACCGUUUCGCCACAAAUCGCCCGUAACGCUUGUUUAGAAGCGAUGGCCGUUGUAAGCUCACAGUCUGAAGGGUCUCUAUAGAGGGCAAAGAGGGUCUACAUUCAGCAUGAAAUGUAACCUGGUAACCAAAAUAGAUAAGCAUUUGUAAAAACCUAGAUUCUUUUGUUGGCCAACUAGGAAAGAGGCCGUAAACAAUUUGGCCAAUCCCUUUAAUAUAUUUCCGCAUAGAAACGCGCUGCCGUGCAAGACUUUGAUAAGGAACGCGCAAUAAGCUAAUAAGUGUAACUCAAAUGUCUAUUAGAAAACUGCACACCUUGUUUAUUUUCUGCCUUUAAAUGUAUGUAUUUAACAGUUUGAAGUGCAAUCGCGCCAUCAGUUUAUUUAUUUUAUAGUGACCUAUAGCAGUAUGACAUUGAAUGCAGGGGGCGCUUCACACAAGUGUUGUCAUUUACCAUAACCGCUUUAUAGGCCUACAUACAACGCCUGGGUUCAUUGUGCUAAUACAGUCAGCAGUUUGGGAUUAAGAUUGUGGAAAUCGAUGUGAACCGCUGGAAAGUGUAGUUAGAACUGGUAUAGCAGCAUUUGAACAAACAUUGGAGAAUUACCAUUCAAAACUUCUGUGUGAUGCAAGUUGUCAUGGGUUGCCUGCAUACAUCUGCAAUGUUAAUGUUGAAACAUUUACACUGGCCAUUUGACACAAUCAUUUAUUUCCGUAAUGCACAAAAGGCAACAUGUAUACUAAGAAAUGGACACGAAUGCAAACAUAAAGUGAGUGUUUACGAACAACAUAUUUUUGCCGCUUGGAUUGUAAAAUGGCCCUUAAAACAUAUGUUAGAGAUUGUAGAUGUUGAAAUUAAAUGAAUGACUCAUACAGUAUACAUGAAUGUCCCUUCUAAAUCAGCUCCGAACUGUAUUCUAGCUGAACUAAAAUCCUUUUCCACAUUUCUCCUUGAUUCCGAUUUUUUUACAGAAGAGAUAAUGUAGCCAAAUUCAGUUUGACAGCGACCAAUGUUUGUUUAAAAAAGAAACUUGGGCUGUCCGUCUUUAUCUUCAAAUGUCCCCCCUCUGAUUCGUCAUCCCAUUUUUAUGUUUGUUUUUUGUUUUCAGGUGACAUUUUCACAGUUAUUAAUGUGAAUUAUACACGUGUAUAAAUAGUGUUGGAAGAAAACUCUGGUGCUUCAUGUCGAAUGUCUGGAGGCAAGGCAAGCGAAACCACUGUGUGCGUGCGUGUGAGUGUGUCCCUGUUAAAAACGCUUUUUGUCUCAGAGGAGUAGCCCAUGUCAAAAUAAAUAUAUGCCUUGUAUAUAACAUUUCAUUGAUCCCGCUGGUCGAAGCUGACCACAGGGACUGCAGGAAAAAAGAGGAAUUAUUACCGACAAAAGGAGAUUAAAAAAAAAAAAAAGAUCGUGUAACGCUGUGCUUCCUUCUGAACUACAAAAUCCACUAUCAGAGGAAGGAAAUCAAACUGUAUAUGAGUAUUCAUUGUACAGAGAACAUUUUAAGAAAUUAAAGUAAUUAGUUAUUGUAAUUAAUCGCGCGGAACCGAUGUUUCAUUGAUGAAAAAUCUUAAAGCCUUUUUUUUUUAUUAUUCAAUAACCUUCAUUCUCAGACGUGGAUGUUUUCGUAUCAGGUUGCCUUGAGGCGCCCCGGCACCCUGGGGAGCACGGAGCACACACACCCUAUGCCUACUCGUGAUCUAGCUGUCGAACCAAAAUGUGAUGAGAGGCCGUUGAAAAACUGAAGGUGGGGUUAAUCGGGGAGAGUGCUGCUGUGUCUUUUAUCGAGGCAAUCUGAAACGCAAAACAACCCCAAACGUAACAUAUCGCGUGUAGAUACACACUGUAACCAUCAACUACACUGUAUGGAAAGAUGCUAUAGUGGAGUCGUUGCGUAAUAUACCCCCCCCCCCCCCCACACACCCUUUAACCGCGUUUUAAAUGAAGAGAUCGAUGUAUGAGCCAAAUAGCUGAAUGAACCCCUCCGAUGACCUCCAAUGAUGUUAUGUCGUUAAGAAUCACAGGGAACUCGAUUCCUUCUGCUCAGGAGUCAAAAGGAACAAUUUUUAUUCUGUUCUUGAAGCAAAGUAAAAACAAUAGAUUUCCUUUUUGAUUAUUAUGUUUCUUUUGGUUGGAUCUUGCCUGUGGAAAUGGAACCAUAUUUAAUAAAUAUAUCUGACCACCUUUA